Molecule: messenger RNA, 2601 nt
Organism: Myzus persicae (green peach aphid)
Lineage: Eukaryota; Metazoa; Arthropoda; Insecta; Hemiptera; Aphididae
Product: kelch-like protein 3
Exons: 11
Coding region: 880-2520 (546 amino acids)
Molecular function (GO): protein binding
Source: RefSeq, a predicted model, not a curated record
GACAGACCUAAGUAAGGUAUAUCUUAAACUGUUACAUACAAGCGCUAGUGGUGAAUUUUUCAGCUUUUUAAUAGUGAUUUCGGAAGACACUUUUUCAUGAUUUGUUGGGCCACGGUCUUAGAAUGAUUGGGCAACCAAUAACCAUUCUUAUGCUCUUGUGUGGUCUUGUUAUCAAUUCGGCGCGCCAUGCGCUUUGGCUGCGGCUCAUUCUGUAAUCAGCUGCAGCUGUAUCGGCUAUUCCUGUGAAAUUUGAUUAUCUAAAUUGUGAUAAGUGAAUAUUCAAUAUUGUGAUGGUGACUUAUAGCAAUUUACGAGCGGUAUAUCUGAAUUCUGAGACUCCUCAACAUUUUGAAGUGAUUUUCAACUGGGGUUGGACGUUUAGGACGAAACUCGUUGGCUAACAACGACGGUAGGAUGGAUAUUUCGAUGGAGACAUCAGACCAAGAGACAAUUCCAUUAAAAUCAAAUAGGAAUGUUAGUGCACCGCCUAUUUGUUUUCUUUCUCGGUCACAGCUCACAAGUAUAUCGAAUUUACAUUCAGCAGGAGAAAUUUUGCAUUAUUAAUUUAGAUACUGAAUUCACCGCCCCAUUUAGAACCAACAAUUAUAGGAGAACUUUUUUUCUUCAUAUUCUUCCCCUUAAGAGUAAAUUGACCCACAGUAGAACAUCAAUAUUUCCAAACCUCUGUUAUAUGAACCCCUAUUAUGCAAACAAAUGUCAAAUUAAAUUUACGUAUCCAAACAUCAAUAAGCAUUGUACACGUAAUCAUGUAGACAUGUAGUAAUGUAAAAUAGAUUAAUAUCCCCAGAUGAAAACGAAAUUGCUUUAACAUCUAAAGGUUUAAAAUACAAAGGAAAACAUGAACCUUACCCAAAUUUGAUGCAGCUAGACGACUGUACAAUGGAUGUAUCACUGGUAGUUAAUAACCAAAAAUUAAAUGCCCACAAAAAUGUAUUAGCUUCAAAUAGUGACUAUUUUGAUAGAAUGUUUGACAGUUAUUUCAAAGAACGGUUUCAAGAUAAAAUAGAAAUUAAUAUAACUGAUGUUAGCUUUGAAAUUUUAAGUACACUUGUUCAAUAUUUUUACACAUCAGAAAUAUAUAUCACAGAAAAUAAUGUCCAGGAUCUGUUGAUUAGUUCCAGUAUAUUUUUACUUGAUGACGUCCAAAAUGCAUGUGUAAACUACAUAAAAAAGAUAAUUGAUGCCGAAAAUUGCUUAAAUAUGAAAGAUUUUGCCAAUACUCUCGGAUUAAAUGAUCUUUAUUCUAUGUGCAUGACUUAUAUAAUAAAUAAUUUCAGACUUGUAGCUAACACUAAAGACUUUAUGAAGACUAAUUAUGAUGAAUUAAUGCUAUUAAUCAAGAACGAUGAUUUGUUUGCUAAAGAAGACAUGGUUUAUGACGUUGUUAUGAAUUGGAUAAAAUAUGAUCCAGUUACCAGAUCAAAAUAUUCUUCAGAAUUAUUAUGGUACGUCCGGUUGCCAUUAGUUUUAAAUACUUAUCAAGGAGUCAUAAAGGUUCAUGAGUAUCCAGGUGCUAAAAUAAAUGAACUAAGUUCUUUUCGAAUGGAGCAUCGAAGGCCGUUUAGAAAAGGCAUAUUAGUGUUAAGUCAUUAUCCAUUUGAAUCAACUCCAGAGUGGUAUGAUGCUGCGUUAGAUCAAUGGCAGAAUUGCAUGUGUGAAAAUUGUCUGUGUAAAACCUUUCAAUAUCGCUUAUUACCACCUAAAACUUUAUCUACAGUUAUUUUACUCGAUGAUAGUCGCUUAUUUUCUGCUGGAGGUUCUAGAUAUGGCAUUGGAAUGAAAUCAGCAUAUCUAUUCGAUCUUAAAACAAACAAAUGGAUAUCCUUGAUGGACAUGCAUUUUGAACGUCUUAAACCAUUCAUAGUGCAACUUGGAUCUUAUGUUUAUGUGAUUGGUGGUUGCACCAGUGAAAAACAAGAUGCCAGUGCUAUAGAAUGUUUUGAUUUACAGAGAAAAGAAUGGUCUGUCAUAAAUUGUGAAAUAAACCUAGUUAAGACAUUUAAAAAUAAUAAUUAUGUUGCCUGCGUUAAAGGAUUAAUUUACAUAAUUGGAAUGAAUGAAGCUGGAUAUUAUGACGCUCGUAAUCACAAGUGGAAAUAUAUUGAUCCAAUACCUGAGUUUAAUAAAGGUUCUGCAGUUUGCACAUUAAAUGGCAAUAUCUAUAUAAUCGGUGGUCAGCGCAUGGAAAAUUGUUACAAAAGUGUAUGGGCAUACUGUACGCUAACUGAAGAAUGGGUUUCCUUAUCCGAACUCAAUUACGCUAGAUCGUUUUCUGGUGCUGUAGCAAUGAAUGGUAAUAUUUAUUUAUUUGGAGGAAAAAUGAUAAACACGGCAUAUUCAAAUACAUUUGAAAUAUAUGAUCCUCACAACAACAAAUGGAUAACUUCAAAUGCUUAUAUGAAAAAGGAUCGAUGUCACAUUGAUGCGAUUGUUAUUGAAAAAAAUUCCGAAUUGUUUAAAAAAGUGUUUGAAGAAGGGAAUAAUGCUAUUAUUCAUUAAAAUUGACUGUGAGUUUAAACUCAAUUUAUUUUAAUAAAACUAUAAUUAUUUAGUAUUAUUUAGUGAGGAGUGUAUAGGUUG